Gymnodraco acuticeps is the source of this 2971-nucleotide messenger RNA. RefSeq names its product fibroblast growth factor 21-like. The transcript has 4 exons. Gene Ontology annotation, cellular component: cytoplasm. Lineage: Eukaryota; Metazoa; Chordata; Actinopteri; Perciformes; Bathydraconidae. The record is from RefSeq and is a predicted model, not a curated record. Gene Ontology annotation, biological process: fibroblast growth factor receptor signaling pathway; positive regulation of protein phosphorylation; animal organ morphogenesis. Bases 2327 to 2698 code for a protein of 123 amino acids. Gene Ontology annotation, molecular function: fibroblast growth factor receptor binding; growth factor activity.
AUUAUGUUGUGUGAGCUUAUCUCUCUGUACAGCACUUUGGUCUAAAGGUUUUUAAAGUGCUAUAUAAAUAAAGUUGGAUUGGAUUGGAUUGGAUAAAUGAACGGAAAAGAAAUAGAAAAUAAUCACAGAUGAUGUACCUUGGGGUGCUGGGAAUCCAUUUGUGGGCCAGCUAUAGGGAUGUCCAUCUAUUCCCAACAGCGUGUACUCCUGCUCUAUGCCGAACCAAAUAAUGUGCUCUUUAACCUGCUCCAUCACUUUGUUGCAGUUCAUCCGAUGGUUAGUUUCUAGACAUGACAUAACAGAGGUAAGUGGUACAACUUGUUUGUCCUGAUUUACUGAACAGGAUAAUAAUACAUUGACAACAUGUCAGUAUGUACCUGCAGGUAAGCGGUUGUAUUUGAGCACCUCACAGAGGACCAGCUUGUUGGGGUCUUGGGUGAAAGGAUCCCUGAACAUGCGCACUGGGACGAGGUACAUGUCACUGUUGGAGCCCUCCGCCUGGUAUGUGCUGGAGCCAUCGAAGUUCCACUCAGGAAUAUCUGACAAGACACAUUUAAAUGUUAUCAUCAAAACAUUACUAAAUAUAACUCAGCCUUUAAACCAGAUAUGCUACUACUUUAGCUGUGAUGUCACCAAAACUAAUUCCAUGUACAUUAUUUGUUAGUACUUUUAUGUAAUCUCACCGUACUACAGAGUAGCCUACAAAUAAAAAUAGCCUUUAUAUCUCCUUUACAAGUGAUUGGCAGGAAAACGUUUUAAAUUUAGACGGGAGUCAGGUAAAAACCAAGUAUUAUUAGUUUGGGGGAUUUCCAUGAUCUCAGAUCAGUUGAAAAAAAAAGAAGGAAAGAUGAGGAUGAAGGCAAAUAAAUAAAUAGAAUAUGAAAUCAUUCAACAACAACAAGUCAUUUUUACACUUCAGUUUUCUAUGGUUUGAACAAAAGUGAUAUGCUUAGCGUUAAUUAUUAAGCCCUAAAGGUAUAUUAUGUUACAGUUGGAACUGAGCCAGGCUGUUUCCACCUGCUUCCAGACCUUAUGCUAAGCUAAGCUAAUGAACUUUGGUUUGUGCCUACAUUUUUACCAAAGAGAGGUAUCAAUCUCUUUGUAAAUUAAGUUACUGAAGCCCUUAAUAAUUCAUAUAAGAGCAGAGUCAAUAGUUAUACCCCAUAGAAAAAACAAUUCCACACAUAUUUGACAUUUUUCUUUAUGUGAAAGUGUAAGAGGCUCAGAAUUAAAGGGUGAAAAAGACUCCAAAAACAGGACAUUUACCAUCAAUGGUUUGUGGCUCAACAUCUAGGGUCCGGGUCUUGUUGCGCAGACCCUCCCCGCUGCCAUCAAUCCAGAUGUAGGUAACCUGGACCCUCUCCCCCUGAGGCAGGCUCAUGUACUGCUGGCGCACGGCCUUGUUGAGGCGGGAGCUGAGCGACACCGAUGCCAUGUUCGCCUUUAGUCAGAAACAGACCACAACAUCCAGGGGUGAUGUUCAAUUGCAGAAAGACUCAUGUUGAUGUCACAUGCAAUGUAUUUUAAUUAUUCAUUAUUGCAUGGUUUUAAGUGUGUGUUUUAUACCUUUUUAUUGUGUGAUUUUACUCUGAAAUGUGUUUGCCUUUUUAACUGGUUUUAACUUCCUGCUGCAUGCUUUUAUUUUGAAAUGUUUGGAUUGGCCUUGCCAUGCUGAUUGACAAUGAGUGACCACACCUGGAGCCAAUUUACACGCCUAUAAAGGGAAGGAGAAGAGCAGCAGAGGACAGACGGAAACUGAGAGAGGCUGAAGGGCACAGCAGAGGCAGAGCGCACCAGGAGCAGAGACGGAAACUGGGACUGAAGGAGACAGCAGAGGCAGAGCGCACCGGGAGCAGAGACGGAAACUGGGACUGAAGGAGACGGCAGAAGCAGAACGCACCAGGAACAGAGGCACACGCAACAAAGGGAUUAAAAGACACGGCAGUCCGAGAGGGUCAACGGAGCACCUUCACAGCCCUGGAAAGACUGGUUUUGAGAAAAUACUUUUAACCCUUUUAACAUUUGAAUUAUUUGUAUUGUUUUAACUACGUUUAAUUGUAUUUUAACAUAGUUUUAGACUAUCUUUUUACUGAGAUUAUAUUUUAGACGGCUCUGAUUUUAGUUUUCUUAGUAAAGAUGUUAUGUUCUACUGAAUAAAUUGUGUUUUAAACUUAGUAGUUGUCUCCUUGAUUACCCAGUUUUGCUCUCCACCUGAUUUAAAAGAACCCUUGCCCUCCUUAAAUUAUUACCCCUCCCCCCUCCUUUACAUUAGUUAUGGUGCUUUUCGCGAAAGUUUACUAUUCAUUCAUGAUACUGUUAGAUAACUAUGCUGUACCUGGUUUGUUUGUCGUUUUAUCUCGCUGGCUCCAACCCAAUUGUAUCCUUCCAUAAUCAAGUCAGAGAGGUACAUCUCUACACAGAUAAUCACAGAAGAGGGACAUAUCUGCAGAUGACCCUGGAUGGGAGAGUGUCAGGAAGUGAUGCUCAGACUCCUCACAGUGUGCUAGAGCUGAAAUCAGUGAAAACAGGGGAAAUUGUCAUCAAGGGCCAGUCAUCAUCUCUGUUUCUCUGCAUGGAUAGUCAUUUGAGGGGGCAGGGGCUCUACUCAGAGGACAACUGCACCUUCAGAGAGCUGCUGCUGGCUGAUGGAUACACUCGUUUUAUUUCCUCGCACCAUGGAUUUACAAGACUAACUUGACAGACAUGUUUCUUACAUUUGACGUUAAGACUCUGACUCUUUGUUGUAUUAUUACUCAAUUUGAUUUUUUUAAAGUAAUUUAAAGCUUCCAUAUUACUAGAAGGGGAUUCAUUCACCCCAAGAGGCAUGGUAGAAUAUAUUAUCUUUCUCCCUAUAAUAUAAUAAGUCUAUCCACUUUAAACAAAUGUUAGUUUUAUCAUUAACAUAUCAGCAGUUAUUGCUGGUUAUUACAAAAUAUGUUUAUAAUGGUUCCAUAUCUUACUUAUUAUAAUU